Messenger RNA from Juglans microcarpa x Juglans regia, 2466 nucleotides. RefSeq names its product ABC transporter G family member 15-like. Gene Ontology annotation, molecular function: ATP hydrolysis activity; ATP binding; ABC-type transporter activity. The transcript has 9 exons. Lineage: Eukaryota; Viridiplantae; Streptophyta; Magnoliopsida; Fagales; Juglandaceae. Gene Ontology annotation, cellular component: membrane. Bases 249 to 2321 code for a protein of 690 amino acids. The record is from RefSeq and is a predicted model, not a curated record.
AAUUAAACUCUCACACAGAUACAUGCACAUGCAAGCACAGUCUCUCUCUCUCUCUCUCUCUCUCUCUCUCUUCAUUAUUUUCGUAUGCCCCAUCGAUUCAUGGCAGCAGUCCUUAUAGGUGGUCGUCCUGUCUGGUGACUGUUGUUCAAUCGCACAUGUAAAUAAGUUGUCUCUCUGGGUUUACUUGUUCUUGAGUGUUCUUCUUCACCUUGGGCUCAAGAUAAGUACAUUUUGGGUACUGGAGCAAAAUGGAGAUAGAAGUUCCUGCUAGUAGUCGAAGUGGUGGUGCUGGUGAUGCUGAGAAGUUGUUAUGGACUAGAGGAGGUGAAAGGGGGACCUACUUGGUGUGGCAGGAUCUGACGGUGGUGCUGCCCAACUUCGGUGAUAAACCGACCAAGAGGCUGCUUCAUGGCCUUAGUGGGUAUGCUGAACCUGGUAGAAUCGUGACUAUAAUGGGUCCCUCUGGCUCCGGGAAAUCCACACUCCUUGAUGCAUUAGCAGGUAGACUCUCAAGAAAUGUAGUCAUGACUGGAAAUAUUCUUUUCAAUGGAAAGAAGAGGAGACUGGACAAUGGUGCUGUUGCUUAUGUGACUCAAGAGGAUGUGUUGUUAGGAACGCUCACUGUCAGGGAAACUAUAACUUACUCAGCACACUUGAGGCUUCCGGCUAAAAUGACUAAAGAAGAAGUCAGUAGCAUCGUGGAUGGAACAAUCAUAGAAAUGGGUCUCCACGAUUGUGCGGAUAGAUUGAUUGGCAACUGGCACUUGAGAGGUAUAAGUGGUGGGGAGAAGAAAAGACUAAGCAUUGCACUUGAAAUCCUCACACGUCCUUGUUUAUUGUUUCUUGAUGAACCUACCAGUGGCCUUGAUAGUGCCUCAGCUUUCUUUGUGGUUCAAACUCUUAGAAAUGUUGCUCGUGAUGGAAGGACUGUUAUAUCUUCGAUUCACCAGCCAAGUAGCGAAGUCUUUGCACUUUUCGAUGACCUCUUCUUACUGUCAAGUGGUGAGACUGUGUAUUUUGGGGAAGCAAAGAUGGCAACAGAGUUCUUUGCUGAAGCAGGGUUUCCAUGUCCAAGUAGAAGGAAUCCUUCUGAUCACUUCCUACGUUGUGUCAAUUCAGAUUUUGACAUUGUAACUGCCACGUUGAAAGGAUCUCAAAGACUACGUGAUAUCCAAACUUCAUCAGAUCCUUUCAUGAAUUUGGCUACAUCAGAGAUCAAAGCAAUGCUUGUUGAGAGAUACAGGCGCUCACAGUACGCACAAAGGGCAAGAAAUAGGAUUCAAGAAAUAUCAACCACUGAUGGACUUGCACUGGAAACAAAAAUGGCAAGUCAAACAAGUUGGCGGAAGCAACUUUUAACAUUGACACGGAGAUCAAGUGUUAACAUGUCUAGAGAUGUGGGAUAUUACUGGUUGAGGAUAAUAAUCUAUAUAGUUGUAUCAAUAUGUGUUGGUACUAUCUAUUUUGAUAUUGGCUAUAGCUACACAUCAAUCUUGGCCAGAGGAGCCUGUGGGGGAUUUGUAACAGGGUUUAUGACAUUUAUGUCAAUUGGCGGCUUUCCAUCCUUCAUUGAAGAGAUGAAGGUUUUUAAUCGAGAAAGGCUUAACGGGUAUUAUGGAGUGACAGUGUUUAUUCUAUCCAACUUCCUUUCUUCGUUCCCUUUCUUGGUUGCUAUUGCACUUUCUACAGGGACUAUCACAUACUACAUGGUGAAAUUUCGACCAGGGUUUUCUCAUUACAUCUACUACUCUCUUAAUAUAUAUAUCUCCAUUUCCGUUAUAGAGAGCCUCAUGAUGGUUGUAGCUUCUUUGGUUCCAAAUUUCCUGAUGGGCAUUAUUACAGGCGCAGGAAUUAUUGGAAUCUUCAUGAUGACCUCUGGUUUCUUCCGCUUGCUGUCUGAUCUUCCCAAGCCAUUCUGGCGGUACCCAAUUUCCUAUCUCAGUUAUGGCUCAUGGGGCCUACAGGGUGCCUACAAGAAUGACUUGAUUGGGCUCGAAUUUGAUCCUUUAAUACCUGGUGACCCAAAACUGAAGGGCGAGGAAGUUAUCAAACAAUUGUAUCGCAUGCCGAUAGAUCAUUCGAAGUGGUGGGACUUGGCUGCUCUAGUGCUGCUGCUUAUAUUUUACCGGAUGGUUUUCUUCUUGGUUCUCAAGCUCAAGGAGAGAGCUUCACCAUUUUUUCAGCUACUUUAUGCCAAGAGAGCCAUACAGCAUCUUGAUAAGAGGCCAUCAUUCAGAAAAACACCGUCUAUCGCUUCAAAGAGGCACCAACCUCUCCGCUCACUGUCUUCUCAAGAGGGUCUUAAUUCUCCUCUUCAGUAGAAGAACAUUAUUAACUAAACUUUGGCUUACAAGCUACAUAUCUUAAAGCGCACAUUUGGAUAUUUAUGCCAAGUGUUUAGUAUCUGCUCAAGGAUAAACAGAUGCAGACAGCAUUACAGUUUCUAUUGAGUUUUAUUUAUAGAAA